Messenger RNA from Colletotrichum phormii, 627 nucleotides. Its product is annotated as Intradiol ring-cleavage dioxygenase. NCBI's taxonomy places the organism in Eukaryota, Fungi, Ascomycota, Sordariomycetes, Glomerellales, Glomerellaceae. Gene Ontology annotation, molecular function: oxidoreductase activity, acting on single donors with incorporation of molecular oxygen, incorporation of two atoms of oxygen; ferric iron binding. The record is from RefSeq and is a predicted model, not a curated record. The annotation marks the transcript as partial. The transcript has 2 exons.
GUCGAUUCGCUGGAUCACCCGAAGCCGCACGGCACCGGAGCGACGGAGGGGACUGUGCUGGGCCCGUUUCACACGCAUGAGGCCAGGGACGUUCCACAUGGGGAGAUGAUUUCGAGGGAUGGGGAGGGGGAGCCGAUGCUUGUUGUGGGUACGGUUAAGAAUACGCGAGGGGAGGCGAUUUCUGGGUGCAAGGUUUAUGUGUGGGAGACGGAUUCGAAGGGGUUUUAUGAUGUUCAGUAUGAAGGGUACGAAAAUCCUGAUGGACGGGCGGUUGUGAGGAGCGAUGAGGCGGGAGGGUUUUAUUUUCGGGCGAUUGUGCCGGUGCCGUAUCCUUUUCCGGGGGAUGGGCCUGUUGGGAGGUUGUUGACGACGUUGGGGAGGCAUCGGUAUCGGCCUAGUCAUUUUCAUUUCAUGGCUUUAUAUCUUCGCGGAGAUCCGUUUGAGAGGUCUGAUGCGGUUUUUGGAGUCAAGAAAUCGCUUAUUGUAGACUUAGGGACUGUUUCGGAUGUUGAUGGGUUGGCUGAGAAGUAUGGUGUUGAGCCGUCGACGCGGCUUUUGACGUAUGAUUUUGUGCUGGUUUCGGAGGAGGAGGUCAAGGCCUUGAGGGAGUCUAAAGCAAGAGAGUAG